Molecule: messenger RNA, 799 nt
Organism: Atta colombica
Lineage: Eukaryota; Metazoa; Arthropoda; Insecta; Hymenoptera; Formicidae
Gene: Atox1
Product: copper transport protein ATOX1
Exons: 3
Coding region: 180-395 (71 amino acids)
Biological process (GO): copper ion transport
Cellular component (GO): cytosol
Molecular function (GO): copper chaperone activity; metal ion binding
Source: RefSeq, a predicted model, not a curated record
CAUUAUUGGCCAGCACAAUCUAUAUACGAUAUUUUUAACACUGAAGCUGCAGAUAAGAUUUCUGUCUGCUGAUAUUCCUGGUUUUAAUACGAUCAGUCCUACGGCCUACCACGUCACCUAAUUUGGCAAUAACUCAUUUGACACAUUGAAGUCGAACCUACGUACUCCUCAGAGACAUUAUGGCAGCUCAGGUACACGAAUUUAACGUUGAAAUGACGUGCGAGGGAUGCUCGACAGCUGUGCAGAACGUACUCGGGAAAAAAGCAGGUAUCGAUGACAUCAAGAUUGAUUUAUCAGAGAAGAAGGUAUUCGUGACCACUGCGCUCAAUUCGAAUGAGAUUUUAGAAACGCUCAAGAAAACAGGAAAAACUUGCCAAUUUUUACAAACUCAUUAAGGGAAUUAAUAAGUGAGUGAUUAUAUGACGUGAUUGUAACAGGAGCUGCUAAAUAUGUCAGGCUUACAUUAUUCUUAUGAUAUUUUUUUUGUAAAAAAGGAAAGUCGCGUUCAAUUACUAAUUCAUAAAUAUAUGUACAUACAAAAUACAAAAAUAAUGUAUUUAAGAUUAUGUAUAAGAAAAUAUCUUGUAUUAUAUUAAGCAGCUUACAUAUUACAAAUUCUUUGAAUUUACUAUUGAAUUUACAAUAUAUAUUAGGUAUUUUUGCAUGAAAUUGAAUGGAAAAAUAAUGGAUUUCUUUUUACUACACCUAAUACAAUGCAACGCAAGAUAAAUUAUGUUUCUCAUAUAAUAUAAAGCAUCGAAAUAUUAAUUUUGCAAAUAUAUAUAUGAACGCUGAAAUG